AUGUCGACCGCGCGCGCCGCCCUCAGAGUCUCCACGGGACUUCGCGUCCAUCGCCGACGCGUCAUGUCCACACAAUCGCGCGCGUCGGCGUACGUCCCUCAAGGCCCGAUCGAGGGCGCUUCGGUGGUCAUCACCGGCGCCAACCGAGGCAUCGGGCUCGAGAUGGCUAAGCAACUGAUCGCGAAAGGAAAUCACGUCGAUGCCGCGUGCAGAAGCGCCAGUGACGAGCUUCGCGCUCUCGAGGCUUCCUCGGAAGGGAGAUUGACCAUCUCCACCCUAGAUGUGAGCGAUCCCGCGAGUAUCGACGCGUGGGCGAGUGGUCUGAAGGCGCGCGGCGUGACGCGAGUGGACGUGUGCGUGAACAACGCCGGCGUCAUCGGAUCCAACGGCUACGCGUGGGACUUAGAGAGCACGACGCAGGAGGAGAUGAUUUAUGUGUUCAAGGUGAACACGUGCGGACCGCUGCUCGUGACCAAGGCUUUGUUGCGCGAGGGACUUCUCGGCGAAGGCUCGCUCGUUGGUAACGUCACGUCCAAAGUCGGAUCGAUCGACGAUAACGGUUCGGGUGGUGGGUACUCCUACAGAGCGUCCAAGACUGCUCUAAACCAAGUGAACAAGAGCCUGUCCAUCGACCUGAGAGAUCGAGGCGUGCACUUCGCGUUGCUCCAUCCCGGAUACGUGCGCACGGGUAUGACGGACGGCAAAGGUCUCAUCGACGCCCCCGAAUCCGCCGCCGGUCUCAUCGCGCUCUUAGAGGGCGCGCACGGCGACUGCGAAACGAACUGGUUCGAUUACAAGGGCGACGCCAUCAAAUGGUGA
This is a messenger RNA of Ostreococcus tauri, 819 nucleotides long. RefSeq names its product Short-chain dehydrogenase/reductase SDR. NCBI's taxonomy places the organism in Eukaryota, Viridiplantae, Chlorophyta, Mamiellophyceae, Mamiellales, Bathycoccaceae. The record is from RefSeq and is a predicted model, not a curated record. Bases 1 to 819 code for a protein of 272 amino acids. Gene Ontology annotation, molecular function: oxidoreductase activity, acting on the CH-OH group of donors, NAD or NADP as acceptor. The transcript has a single exon.